UUAAUAAUAACAUACCUUUUGAAGGAGGUUCUUGGUUUCAUCUGUUACCUGACAUGUCCUUUUUUUGCAGAGAAAUGGAGUGCACGAAUUACUGAAUUGAGAAAGCAAGUUGAAGAACUGUUUGAAAAAAAAUAUGCUCAAGCUAUAAAAGCAAAAGGUCCAGUGUCUAUCCCAUUCUUCCAGUCACAUAUGGGAGGCUUUUAUGUGGAAGGAUUGCCAGAAGGAAUUCCCUUCCGAAGACCAUCCACCUAUGGAAUUCCCCGCCUUGAGAGGAUACUUCUAGCAAAGGAGCGCAUCCGCUUUGUGAUUAAGAAGCAUGACCCUUUGAAUUCAGCACGUGAAGAUGUACCAUUGGACAACCCAGUUGCAGGAGUGGAGGAGGAGUGUUACACCAGAAUCACCAAACUGUACGAGGCAGUCGAUCAGCUCUUCUGUAAGAAGUUUGCCGAGGCCUUGGGGAGCACUGAGCCUAAAGCAGUCCCGUACCAGAAAUUUGAGGCCCAUCCUACCGAGCUCUACGUCGAAGGUCUGCCGGAGAACAUUCCAUUCAGGAGCCCGGCCUGGUUUGGGAUUCCUCACCUUGAAAAAAUAAUUCAAGUGGGCAACAGAAUCAAAUUUGUAAUCAAAAGGCCAGAACUGCUAACUGUCGCUCCAACCGAAAUUAUUCAAACAAGGUCAAACACACCAGUGAAAGAAGAUUGGAAUGUGAGAAUCGCAAAACUCAGAAAGCAAGUAGAAGAGAUAUUUAAUACAAAAUUUGCCCAAGCUCUGGGGCUUUCAGAGGCAGUGAAAGUUCCCUAUCCUGUAUUUGAAUCAUACCCAGAGCACUUGUACGUCGAAGGCUUCCCAGAAGGAAUCCCCUUCCGGAGUCCCAUGUGGUUUGGAAUUCCACGCCUUGAAAAAAUUAUCCGUGAGAGUGGCAAAAUCAAAUUUGUUGUUAAAAAGCCUGAGCUUGUCACUUCCUUUUUGCCUCCAGGAUUGGCUAGUAAAAUAAAUACUAAAGCAAUGAAUCCAAAGAGUACAAAAAGAUUGCAAAGUCCUGCAAGCAAUCCAAAGGUCCCAGAGGUUGUAGUUACUGUUGGAGAAGGUCCCAAUAAACCACAAACAACAGCUGUUCAAACUAAUUCUCAAACCAAUGGAUCCAAUAUGUGUUUCAAGCCACGAGGAAGAGAAUUUUCCUUUGAGGCUUGGAAUGCCAAAAUCACCGACCUAAAGCAGAAAGUUGAAAAUCUUUUUAGUGAAAAAUGUGGGGAAGCACUGGGGCUGACUGAACCAGUGAAGGUCCCUUUUGCAUUAUUUGAAUCCUACCCAGAAGAUUUCUUUGUGGAGGGCCUACCAGAGGGAGUGCCAUUCCGUCGACCUUCUACCUUUGGAAUUCCACGACUAGAGAAGAUCCUGAGAAACAAAUCUAAGAUUAAAUUCAUUAUUAAAAAGCCCGAGGUGUUUGAGGCAACACUUAAGGAAAAUUCUGCUAGAAGCCCCCAAAGAAAAAAUAACUGUUCCAAUAUGGCCAUUUCAACAAGCACCACAACCAAUGCAGUGGUGAACACAGCUGCAGGUGUUGAAGAUCUCAACAUCAUCCAAGUAACUAUACCAGAUGAUGAAAGCGAGCGAUUGUCAAAAGUAGAAAAAGCCAGACAAUUGAGAGAGCAAGUAAAUGAUCUGUUUAGCCGGAAAUUUGGUGAGGCAAUUGGUAUGAGUUUCCCUAUGAAAGUCCCAUACAGAAAAAUCACCAUCAACCCUGGCUGUGUGGUGGUGGACGGAAUGCCUCCUGGGGUGGCAUUUAAAGCUCCCAGUUAUCUUGAAAUCAGCUCAAUGAGGAAGAUUUUGGAAUCAGCAGAGUUCAUCAAGUUUACUGUCAUUCGACCGUUUCCAGGACUUGUGAUCAACAACCAGCUGAUGGAGAAAGCUGAAGCAGAAGCACCACCAGUGGUACCAGCGCCAGCACCAGGCCUCCCAGGUGAUGGAGAGCGCAGUACGCAUCCUUCCAGAAUGGAGGCAGCUGAACCAGGCCCAAUAGCAAUGUCUGUGGGAG
Molecule: messenger RNA, 2035 nt
Organism: Tinamus guttatus (white-throated tinamou)
Lineage: Eukaryota; Metazoa; Chordata; Aves; Tinamiformes; Tinamidae
Source: RefSeq, a predicted model, not a curated record